Messenger RNA from Camelina sativa (false flax), 1833 nucleotides. RefSeq lists its product as uncharacterized. Gene Ontology annotation, biological process: CAAX-box protein processing. Gene Ontology annotation, cellular component: membrane. Gene Ontology annotation, molecular function: metalloendopeptidase activity. The record is from RefSeq and is a predicted model, not a curated record. NCBI's taxonomy places the organism in Eukaryota, Viridiplantae, Streptophyta, Magnoliopsida, Brassicales, Brassicaceae.
GAGACGAGACGACAGUUACCUCGGUUGGGAACAGAUUCUGAUCCCGCCAAUGUUAUCUACACGUGUCAAAUACUGAUUGGUUAAAUAGAUAUGCUUCAUCUAAUCUCAUAUUCUUUCAACCGUACGAUAUAAAUCCAACGGACCAUAAAAAAACCUUAUCUCUCCAGCUUUUAGAUCUCGUAUAAUACACAUUCAAAGAACCCAAAAUAAACGAAGCACACGAGCAGCAGUUAGAGGAAGAAGAAAAAGAAAAAGCAAAUGAAGAAGACGAAGCACACUUAUAUAUCUUCACCAGUCAGAGAUCACGACUAAAGGUUUUUUUUUGUUUGUUUUAAGUUUCCGAUUAGCUAAGAAGACGAAGAAGAAGCAAUGGAGCUUCCGUUACUCUCUUACGCUACCUCCCCGUCGUUUCCGCGGACAGGCUUAUUAUGCUCUUCUUCAACUAGCGUCUGUGACUUCCCGGAGAGAAGUCGGAAUUUGAGAAUGAGAUUUAAUGGUGGAGAUAAGCCUCGAAGCGUUACAGCUUCCGCCGAACAAAGCAGCGAAGGGAUUGAGAAGACAGACGGCGUCGGUGGCGGAGGAGGAACAUUCGCCGGUUCUACUAUGGAGGUGACAACGCUUGAUCGUGGCUUUGCUAAUUCCACCACCGUUGAUUUCCCGAUUUGGGACAAAAUCGGCGCCGUCAUUAGACUUACUUACGGAAUCGGAAUAUAUGGAGCAAUGGCUGUAGCAGGAAGAUUCAUAUGUUCUGUGACUGGAAUUGACUCAUCUGGUGGAUUUGAUAUUUCUAUUGAUGCACUUCUUGCUGGACUUGGCUAUGCAACACCACCAAUCAUGGCUCUUCUCUUCAUACUCGAUGAUGAAGUUGUGAAGCUAUCACCGCACGCUAGGGCCAUCAGAGAUGUGGAAGAUGAGGAGCUUCGAAACUUUUUCUUUGGAAUGUCUCCAUGGCAGUUUAUACUCAUUGUAGCGGCCAGUUCGAUAGGAGAAGAACUCUUUUACCGUGUUGCUGUACAGGGUGCUCUGUCUGAUAUAUUUUUGAAAGGAACACAAUUGAUGUCAGAUUCUAGAGGCAUGGCAUCUCUGACUGGAGUCUUUCCUCCAUUUGUGCCAUUUGCUCAAGCGUUUGCAGCUGUAAUCACCGCGACUCUCACAGGCUCUCUCUACUUUUUUGCUGCUUCUCCAAAAGACCCUACAUACAUUGUUGCCCCCGUUUUAAGGUCACGCCGAGAUGAUUUCAAGAAGCUUUUGUCAGCUUGGUACGAGAAGAGACAGAUGAAGAAGAUUUACUCUCCCCUCCUCGAAGGACUCUUAGCCCUCUACCUCGGUAUUGAAUGGGUUCAGACGGAUAAUAUUCUAGCACCGAUGAUGACGCAUGGUAUAUACUCGGGGGUCGUAUUAGGACAUGGGCUAUGGAAAAUUCACGAUCACCGGAGAAGAUUACGUCGGAGAGUCGAACGGAUCAGAUCGGAGGCUACUGAUAAGUUGAUUUAAAUCAACACUAGAUAUUAACUGGUUGUGGGGUGGGAUUUAUGUGUAUUUUUUUGGAAUGGGGUCGUAUAGUGAUUAGGGAAAUUAGCUAGGACCUCUUCCAAUUAAUUAGAGAGCUUCAUACAGUAGAAAAUUACAUACUAUAGGCGUACAUAUAUAUAAUAAAAUCCCUAUAUAUAUUACUUGAGAAGUAACUUUUUUUUAGUGGGCAACCUUAUGUGAUUAUAUUGGUCGCAGGACCAUACAAAAGUUUGAGCACUAAUAUUGGCCAGAGUUCAUGCUUUUGUACACUUGUUGACAUUGUUGUUUACACGUAGUUUUCAUUGGGCCUGCAUCUCUACG